ACAUAUGGCACAACACAACCGAAUCCUGAUUAUUUUCGUCGAAUACUUAUGACGAAAUGUGCAAUCAGGACUGAAUAAGAUGCUAUUUAAUUGCUACCAAGUGCACAGAUUCAAUACGGCUAAAAAGAAAACCAAAAAGUGGUCAUUUAAAGAACACAACUAUGGCUUAUGUUAUUACAUACGAGAUAGCAGAAACAUAUCGGGUAUUGUGGGAAUUUUCUUUUUCCUCUUGAUGAUGAUAAUAUUUCUCGUGAGUGUACAAACGAAGAAUUAUGAAGAGUUGCCGGAGGACAACACUGGGCAAUCAUCCAGUUUAACAAGAAAUUUCGAAUUAUUCUCAUUCAGGGAAAAAUUUUGUAACUAUGACGAUAAAACAAUUGUGUGUAAAAAAAUUUACCCUUCAGUGAUGGAUGAUGUACAGGAAGAAAUUAAUGUGCUGUUUGACCAGAUCAGUUAUACGAACGCGUUAUCUCUCACCUUCCUUGAGAUAGAAGAUCCUGAAGAAGUCAUGCAAUCGCAGUGGUUGAAUAAAAUAAAUGUAAACAUCAAUUCCUUAACCAUCAAAAACACUUCUGUGGUCGAAAUAAAAGCCGGUUCAUUCGAAGGAUCAUCAUUCCAGAAUCUCACAGAACUUCAUUUAAUAUCACCUGGAGACUUCAGACUCAAUAGAAAGAGUCUUGCAGGAGCAAAAUCUUUGUCGAGUCUUUCUAUCGAGGGCCCUGGAUGUCAAAUCCUUUCUGGAGAGGAGGAAGUAUUCGGAGAAACACUUUCAUUAUCGAGUAUACAGAUUUUAGAUUGCACAUUGAGCCCAAAAGUACUGAGAAACCUCACAGGAGGAGAACCUAGCUUUUCUCUGGAGAAACUGGAAAUUUUGGAUCUAGAAAGAAACGUUUUCGGAAAACUAUUAGCUGAUUCUUUUUCGAAACUUCCAGAACUGAAGUCUCUUUAUCUCCAGAGUAGUGAUUUGAGCGGUGGACUAGACCCAAACGUCUUCAGAGGAAUACAUCCAAUUCAAAUUUAUAUGCAAGCAACCCAACUCACAAAACUUCCGAUGAAGAUUUUCGAUUCUAUCAUGGACCCAACCGUUAAAAUAUAUCUUUCUGAUAAUAAGUUUGAUUGCACUUGCGAUUUUGAAUGGUUUCAGGAUUUCUACGAGAUAUAUAAAACUGCUUUCGUAGGGAACCUGACAUGUUGCUUGCAUAACGAAUGUGUGGAUUUGAGUACUUUUUCUUUUUGUGGCUCUACUUCUUCUUUAACCACUAAUCCAGGGACUACUUCGACAAUAACGACUGAGUCAAGUAGUGCAGGUCAACCAACAGCUCACACAACUCCUGACAACUAUGAUCCAACACAGUGCAUUCCAGCAAACCGUUCCCUUGCUUCGUUCAAGAAAGAUGAAACUGAUAUCCCCAAAUUCAUCAUUUUGGGUCGAAAACACUUCAGAUUUGCCUUCACGCAAGUGGGAGAUGAGCCUAAGUACAUGGUAUCUAUAGAUAAGAUCCUAGAAAACGACUUGGUUCUAAUCUUUAUGAAUAGUGCAGGGUGGAUUUUCUGUUUAUCAGAUCUAGAAGAUAAUUUCAAGGUGGAAAACCUAGAACAUGACCAGACUUACACUGUAUGUAUAAUGAAAGCGACACAGUAUACAGUGUCUCCAAAAGAUUGUCAAUCAUUAACCGUUCCCCAAGAAUGGGGAAAGCGAAGUUGGAUUGACAACGACCAUAAGCUUCCAGUUGUAAUGGGUGCAUCCACCGCUAUUAUUGUCAUUCUGGUGUUCUCCGUCUGUGGCAUUUUUACUUAUGUUAAGAAUAAUCCAUACCUAAUAUACGGCAAAGAAAAUGUGAUUAUAGUAGAGAGAGAGGAUACCAAAAAAGACAAUGACAUGAACCAGAAUUACGAUCAACCAAAAUAUCCGCCUUCUUUGAUUAGUUGGAGUGACGGAUAUUUGACGCCCAAAGUAUAUGAGUCGGUUGAGGAAUUUUCUAUACCAUGCAUCGAUCAAUGUCCUACUGAAUAUCUGCAGAGGCCAAGGAUAUUUCCUACGGUUAGAAUAAACAACAUGGGAAAGGAAAAACUGGAGACAGUGUAUUCUCAGGCUGGUGAAAUUUACGAAUCCAUUAAUUUCAGCCCUGCUCUUUACUAUGUGAAUGAAGACUUUUCACACAAAUCGUACAGUACUCUGUAGAAUCCUUUGUUAUGUAUGGGGCCUAUUAUGAAAAAUAAUGAAGAAAGUUGACCCUGAAACAUGUUUUUUAUGAAUCAUUGCAAAAUAUGAUCUUUUGUAAAAUAAACUAGAAAAAAAUAUCCAGGUGAUUACUGGAGAAACU
This is a messenger RNA of Coccinella septempunctata (seven-spotted ladybird), 2324 nucleotides long. RefSeq lists its product as uncharacterized. The record is from RefSeq and is a predicted model, not a curated record. The coding region runs from base 80 to 2182 and encodes 700 amino acids. NCBI's taxonomy places the organism in Eukaryota, Metazoa, Arthropoda, Insecta, Coleoptera, Coccinellidae. The transcript has 3 exons.